Ostrinia furnacalis (Asian corn borer) is the source of this 5852-nucleotide messenger RNA. It is a transcript of the gene Grip163, whose product is annotated as gamma-tubulin complex component 6. The record is from RefSeq and is a predicted model, not a curated record. The transcript is spliced from 17 exons. Gene Ontology annotation, cellular component: microtubule organizing center; gamma-tubulin complex; spindle pole. Lineage: Eukaryota; Metazoa; Arthropoda; Insecta; Lepidoptera; Crambidae. The coding region runs from base 104 to 5569 and encodes 1821 amino acids. Gene Ontology annotation, molecular function: microtubule minus-end binding; gamma-tubulin binding. Gene Ontology annotation, biological process: mitotic cell cycle; cytoplasmic microtubule organization; microtubule nucleation.
CAAAAUAUCGUAAGCGAAAAUAAAAUAAUUAAGCCGAUUAAUAAAAACAUGUGAUGUAUUUAUAAUAAUCAACAAAGUCUGGUUAAUCUUAGGUUUCAAAGAAAUGGCUUCAUCAGGAGAAGGAACUCCUGAAGAUGGAGUUUUCGACCUUCUCACUGAAUUGUGCAGUAACACUGCAUCCAAAUAUUGUUCCCACAACCGUAUAUCACAGAAACGGCUCACCAACAAGAUGCGGACCCAUGCUUAUGAGAUAAUCCUGAAGAAAACUACGAAGGAAAUACCUACCAGUGACAAUGAUCCAGUGGUUGAUUUGUUAUCGUUCUACUUAGUUUCUCAUCAGAACGCAAAGAACGUUGCAGAGUACAGAAGAUGCGUGGAGUUGAAAAAAGCUAUAAGUACAAUACGACGGCAUGAUUUUGGGGAAAAUAAGGAUAACAUUGAUAGUGUGCUUAAAUUCCUGGUAGGAUUGAGUAAUUCUGUAAAGGAGGAUUUGUCCCCAGAAAUGUACAAGAGUCCAUUUUCAUUUGGCCUAUUCAAUGAAAUGCUACCGAAACCUCCUCGUGAAGUGUUUGGAUCUCCACAGCCAUAUCCUUACUUCCCAUCUCAUGUGUUCGAAUUGCCAUACUCUCUGCGGCGCCAGGGAAGAAUGCUGGACAGCCAGAUUUCUCAAACUUACACCGAAUACACUGUAGAAAGUUUCGAUUCUAGAGCUUUGCUAGCUGAUACAGCAUCUCAGCAAAAGUCAGAAGUGAAAACAUUCCUGAGCCCUAUGUCUCUAGCAUCCAUGACUUCCACCCACUUGUCUCCAUAUUCAGAGAGUUUGGUAAACUAUCCUCGGCUCACUGGCCCACGAGACCUGCAGAUACCCUCAUCACCACAUACUGAGGCUAAUGUAAAGGUGUCUUUCACUAGCACAGAUGAGAAGCUGGACAUGAAGGAGGUGUUCCGAGCGAAGACAGACGACGAAUCUCUCGACAUCUGGGAGCUGGCCACACAGAUCGACAAAGACGUGCCCAACGAUAUCUGGGAGAUUGUUUCAAAGUUGCCCCCAAUAACCGAACGACAACUGAUCGCGAGCUCGUCUCGUGAACUGGGGCUGUGGAAAAGGAUAUACGCAGACAAAAUGGACUCACUGAAGGUCGUGUCGGAGAGGCAAUUCAUACGGCAUAUCAUGUACCUCAUCAUUGGCGUCGAAACUAGCUCAUUUCCCUACAACGAGGAGACAGACGCCCUAUCUCUGGCAGAGGGCGUGGUCUUAGAGGGCGUGUCUAAGCCUCGCCUCCGUCGCUACAGCGCGGCGUUAGCACGUGCGGGCUCGCACUACAGACGGCUGUAUCGGUUCGCUUUCAACCACUCGCUGGGCGACGGAAUACAUAGCCGGGGACUGGUUUAUGAGGCUGCCAGGGAAGUCAUCAGACGGUACCUUCUCCAAUACCGUCUAUCAGCUACUGAGAUAUACGAAGAGUGUUGCAAGAGCAGUUCGGAAGACAUCAACUGUAUGCCCACGCUGCUGCAGAUAGCUUACCACAUGGAGCCGCUGGUGGCCGAGAUAGAGACCGUCGCUUCCAUCUACAGGAUGGCGGAACCUGACAGCAAGCCGUCGAUGCCGCACGGCGCAGAAUUAAUGUCGUACCUAUUCAACGAGAUCUCACUCGUCACGCACAAGAAGUCCGCGCUCACCAUGUAUACUGCUCUGUAUUCCAUCUGCAAGGUUUACUUCAAGUUCAUAGAGCGCUUCAUAUUCGAAGGCGAGCUUGACGACAGCCAACACGAGUUCUGCAUCCGCAAGGACGCGGCCUACGUCGGCGCGCGCUCCAAGCGAUACUGGGACAAGGGCUACCACCUGGCUCCCGGCGCCGUGCCCGCCUUCCUGCGGCCGUUGGCGCGCUUCAUCCUGUUAUGCGGCAAGUCGCUGCGCCUGCUCAAGCUGUGCAGCCCUGGCGACCCCUUAGUGCUACUAGUGUCAUCCGACCACCCUCACAUCGAGUGCUGCCGCUCAUUCGAAGAGUUAGCUCGACAGCAGGAACUCUUACGAGUAUACCGCACUCGAUGCCUAUUCGUGAGGGAGCCGGCGUCGUUGAGACAACUCCUGCUCAAUAGAGAGGCCGAGAGGAAGGCAUUUGCUGAGAUGGCUACGUUGAAACAGGCUGAGACUAUGGAGAAGAUUAUUGCCGAACGUAAGCGUCUCGCUCAACUCAUAAUAGCUGAAAAGCAGCACUCUUUACGAGUGUUAGAAGCAGCUAUGGCCGAAGCCAAGGCGGCCAAGCUGAAGGCCAAGCAACGUGAGAGGCGCCGCUACCAGUUGGAACUUGAGGCUGAGAAAGCUACGGAGGAGGUUGACUCCAAACUGAGAGAUGAUGAGAGGAACAAGAUAAUGGAAUAUUACUCGAAGCUAAAUAUGGAAGUUGAGAAGAGCAAAAUCCACACGGAGUGGAAAAUGAAACGGUUGCAACUGGACCAAAGUAGAAUGCAGCUUCUUUCAACCGAAGAACGAAACCUCAAAAGAGAGAAGUUAGAACUUGAACAUCAGCGAAACGAAGUGAUGGCGAUGUCCACACAAAGCGACUGUUUCAGAGACGAAAGCGAUCCUAAAGAUGAUGAAAUCGUCGCAGCUAUUGAUCCCAAAAUGACAAAAUCAGAUUCCUUGGUCAUAGGAGAGAGUUCAAGCCCAAAUGAUAAUGUGAAAUCAUCCAGUGACAUGUUCAGUGUUCUUUGCAAUGCAGCAAAAAGUAUUUUUGGUGUUUCGAAAACUCCAGAUGAUAAUAACGUACUGAAAUUAGAUGCCCAAGGAAAUAUUUUACCUGACACUACAACUUCCAGUGAAGUGAUAGGAAAUAAACUCGAUUGGGCACACGAUAAUGAGCAGUUUUUGAAGAUGAGACAAGAGGCUUAUUUGAACAAGCAAAAGGUUAUGGCGCACGAGUUUGGUCAGCUGGAUAAAGAGAACAACCCAAUGAAGGAUCCGCCCCUAAUACCUUCGAUAGACGAAGAAAACAAUUUUGAAGACAUUUGGUCUCCAUUCGCGGAAGCGAAACGCAAUAAAUUGAAAGUUCUCGGGGCGGAGUUUGGUAUGGCCAAACCAGAGGGAGCGCCAAUCGUGACUGAACCGAGGACUGAUGCUCAUAAAGAGGCGCUGAUCAACAGACAGAAAGUGUUAGGUGUUGAGUAUAACCUGCCCAAAGACAUGACUAAAAGAGAGCCGGCAACAGAGGCGCAGGAGGAGGCCUUAGUUAACAAGCAAAAGAUUAUGGGUGUGGAGUAUAAUCUUCCAGCGGAAGAAACAGUUCAAAGGGAGCCAGCAAACGAGGCACAGGAAGAAGCUUUAGUUAAUAGGAACAAGAUUAUGGGGGUAGAAUACAAUCUGCCAGCAGAAGAAACAAUCAGAAGAGAACCAGCUAACAUUGCUCAGGAAGAAGCAUUGGUUAAUAGAAACAAAAUAAUGGGCGUUGAAUACAAUCUGCCAGCUGAAGAAACUGCGCAAAAAGAGCCAGCAACCGAGGCCCAAGAAAAAGCUUUAGUGAACAGAAACAAAAUUAUGGGAGUUGAAUACAACCUUCCAGCAAUAGAGAUCGCUCAAAGAGAACCAGCAAACGCAGCACAAGAAGAAGCAUUAGUGAAUAGAAAUAAAAUUAUGGGCGUUGAGUAUAACCUUCCAAUAGAAAUCGCUCAGAGAGAGCCAGCCACCAAAGCUCAGCACGAAGCUUUAGCUAACAGACACAAAGUGAUGGGCGUCGAAUACAACCUCCCUCUAGACGCUACCAGAAGGGAACCGGCAACAGAAGCUCAGGAACAGGCUUUGAAGAAUAGAAAGAAGGUUAUGAAUUCAGAUUUUGAGGGUAUAGAGCCUAGUCGGAAACCACAAAGGUCGGGCUUGACCUUGAAUUUGAAGCCGUUUGGAGAGACUUCGACUCAGUUGUUGGGAGUUACUCCGAACACUGGAGCGGUGACACCAGGAGAGUUCUAUUCCAGGCUGGACUUAGAAACACCGACCACUGCAGAUGUGCCUCUCGAAAGCGCUGUGACCAGCGACUUCUUUACUCCUAGAAGCGAAGGCAGCAAGGAUUUAGACUCCGGCAAGAAGACUGAUAAAGAUCUAAUCACUUCCGAAGGCUUCACCUUCCCGGUCAUAGACGAUGAUACCAUAGACUCGGAGAUCAUAAGCGACGUCCAAACCGGCGAAAGUCCUGAAGUAUCUCCAUCCAAAAUAGGUUUAGAAAGUAAAAACUUCAAACGCAACAUAUCGUUUUUCAAUAUUCUAGAUGGUUCUUACAACCUCGACGAGUUUGACCCAUUCGGGGUAAAGGACUUAAAAAGUUAUUCCAAAGACCAUUUUCACAGCAAGAUGGAUUUGGAAAUGGCGUCGUCGUGCUAUACGCAUCCAGCUAUUAUUAUGGAGGAGGUGAAAAAACGUCCGUAUUCUAAUAUCUUUGCAUCCCACUUCGAAGAGGAGAAGGAUGAAAAAAUUACGAAUGAUAAUAUAGCUACAUUGACGGCUUGCCUUCAGAGGUCGGUCAUGUUACCUCUGACUUAUCAACUGGAGAUUGUGAAUAACUCGAUUUUGACGUAUUUUCUGGUAAACUUGGAUAUGUACGAGCAUUUGAGGAGUUUGAAAGAUUACUUCUUUCUGAUGGAUGGAGAGUUUUCCAGGAGUAUUUGCCAAAACUUGUUUUCGAAGCUGACGAAGACGUUGAAUCCGCAAGAGCUGCUCAAUUUUGCAACGUUGCACAACAUCCUCGAUAAGGCUUUGGGGUCUUCGAUAUCACACGUCCACAAAUUCUCGGAGAACCUUUCGUUCACGAUAACGGAGUCGCCUCUAAGCUUCCAGCACAGUUCACCAGACGUCCUGCAGUGCCUAUCGCUAACUUACGCGGUGUGCUGGCCGCUUAAUAUCAUUCUGUCGCAAGAGGCACUGCUGCGGUAUGCUAAAGUGUUCCAAUUCUUGCUGAAAAUGAGGAGGAUCUUUUGGGUGUUGGGUGAAGAUUUUGAGUCUCUAAAACUAUCCGUGAAACUGUCAAAGCAAAACUCAAGAAAGCUUCUCAAGUCCCCUCACUACACAUCGAUCCAAAUAUACCGCCACAUAAUGGCGUCCAUGAUCCGCGCUUUAGACAACUACAUCGUGACCACCUGCAUUCUGUCUUCCUGGACGGAGUUCGAGAAUGACCUCACCAAGGCUCGAACCCUGGACGAUUUGUAUGAGUGUCACGUGGUGUAUAUCAAAAAGGUGUUAUUCAGAUGUCUGCUGAAUAACAGGUCUACGCCAGUCAUGAAGUUGCUGAACGAUAUAUUCACGGUGAUACUGAAGUUUAGCAGGGUUUUGAAGGCUGGCGAAUGGCAACAACAAGAACCCAACGGUCACUUCACACACACCAACUUUACGCAACUCGAAGAAUUGUUCCAUCUGUUCGAGAAGCUCGCCAAGUACUUACACAAGGUCGUCACGAAGCUUAUGGAGUGUGGUUACCAGCGACACUUGGUGGAACUUCUCACUAUGGUCAACCUGAACGGGUAUUAUGACCCGGAGAGAACCAAAGAAGAUCAUAAUGUGAGUGCUAUGUCUACAGGAUUUUGAGGUUUUUGCAACAUAAUUUUGUACCUUUUUGAGUAAUUUUGGGAAAACAAUUUUUUGUUUCGUUUUGAUGGUACAUAUUUGACGUACUAGGAAAGGGGACAUAGAGCGUUUUCACAUUGGACUUAGAGCGUUAGUUUUUAUAUUGUGAAGGCAUGCAUUCGCUGUCAAAUAUACUUACGAGCAAAAGUAUGGAAUCACCCCCUUGUCUUUUGUUCGAUGUGAUCUUAAGAACUGAAUGACUAUUUAAGUAUCUAUGGUAUCAAUUUAAAGUUUAGAAUAUUGC